AUGACAGAGUUGGCGCAAACGCAGGGCCUUGCGUCCUCUUCAUCCGAUUGCAUCCCCUCGGAGCCCGAUGCACCCUCCAUUGCCCCCUCAUUGACGUACUCUGAGGAGUCGGAGGACCAGGAAGAACCUACUAGUCGAGUGCAACCUCGCCAACGCCGAGCCUCGACAAGACUGAUUGCCCAAAAUGCCCGCGACAUCCAGCGCAUUACCGGCGAGACGACUGCCGAAUUUGUCGGUCGUUGCUGCGGCGGCGGUUGCUGCUUGAUGGGAGGCUCUCGCCGUUCCGGCGUUGAAUAUGAGACCGUCCCACUACCGGACAAUGCGGCAUUCCGUUCCCUCGGGCUCAAAAUUGGCGACAUUCCCACCACAUUGACCAAGAUUGUCGAGAUGCCGGAGAAAACCAUUUCAUUCAAAUCUAUUUCCAAGCCCAGAAGCGCUCCAUCCCCUACAGACUCGGCCAUUUCGCUUGGCUUCGAUGGCGAAUCCAAACCCACCGAUGCAAGUCCUGUGUUGGACAAUGCGAGUCUCAGCCAGACUCUAUCCUCUAUUGAUACCACGAUUCAGCCUCCGAGAUUUGUCCAACCACAUCCUCCUUACCAUGUUUACCCAGCCAAGAUUCAUACCGCCCGGGAGUUGACCAAGGAUGGUGCCGAGAAGCGAACGUACCAUUUCGAUCUUGACAUCACAGACUACCCCGAAGAAGACGGCAAUGAUUUCAAAGUUGGCGGUGCCAUUGGCGUUAUGGCUCCCAACUGUGAACUGGUAGUCGAGGACGUUCUUGAUACAUUGAUGGUGCCUCGGUUCAUCCGCGACAAACCCAUCAUGUUGACCACGACCAAAGGCAGAUGGCCAACCGUCUGGGGCGACGAUAAGGCACGAGAACUUGUUACUACUCGUCGCGACCUGCUUACAUGGUGUACUGAUCUUCAGUCCUACCCCCCGACAAAGCCUCUUCUCAGAGUCCUCGCUGAGCAUGCUACAGCCGAGAACGAGAAGAAGAUACUAAUGUUCCUUUGUUCAUCUGAAGGCCAGGGAUCAUUCUGCGACUUCCGGACGGGACCUCACAUCACUGUUUCCCAGCUUCUCAACGCCUUCCCAAGCUCUCACCCCCCUAUGGAUGAGCUGUUGUCGUGCCUGCAACCACUCAUGCCGCGCUUUUAUUCGCUAUCCAAUGAUCCCCACGAGUCUUUCCAGAUUCGCGAUCAGAAGCGACAUCGCCUCAUCGAGAUUGCCGUUACCGUUCAUGAGACCAACGACUGGAAGAAGGGCUGCCGCACUGGCGUUGGAUCUGGAUAUUUCGAAAGACAGGCUCGACGCUACAUCAGGGCGCAGGAGGCUGGCAAAAAGUCACCCGAGUUUUACAUCCCCAUGUUCAAGGGCCUCAUGGCCAACCCUCUGGCGAAACAGUUCAACUCUGACGGCCCAAUGCUGCUCAUUGGUGCUGGGGUCGGCAUUGCCCCGUUCCGUGGCUUCGUACAGCGACGGCUGAAGCAGGCAAACUGUGCCAACAAGGUGUGGGUUCUGCAAGGAAUCCGCGACUCUCUAGUCGAUGAGAUAUACAGCGGUGAAUGGGGUGUGCACGAAGACGAAGUCAAGAGAGUGGUGCAAAGCCGCCGGGGUGAGGGUCAAUAUGUGCAGGAAGAAGUGCGAAACCAAGCCGACCUUGUAUGGUACAUUGCCAAUUCGGUGGACGGUCGCAUCUUCGUCUGUGGCAGCUCCAAGGGCAUGGGCGAAGGAGUUGAAGACUCUCUUGUCGAUGUCGCCAUGUCCAAGGGUAACUUGGAGCGCGACGAAGCCAAGAACUUUUGGCAGCUUAAAAAAGAAGCCGGACAGUACAUUGCUGAGACUUGGUAA
Molecule: messenger RNA, 1854 nt
Organism: Metarhizium brunneum ARSEF 3297
Lineage: Eukaryota; Fungi; Ascomycota; Sordariomycetes; Hypocreales; Clavicipitaceae
Biological process (GO): homocysteine metabolic process
Cellular component (GO): cytosol
Molecular function (GO): FMN binding; flavin adenine dinucleotide binding; [methionine synthase] reductase (NADPH) activity
Source: RefSeq, a predicted model, not a curated record